Molecule: messenger RNA, 870 nt
Organism: Scedosporium apiospermum
Lineage: Eukaryota; Fungi; Ascomycota; Sordariomycetes; Microascales; Microascaceae
Exons: 5
Coding region: 1-870 (289 amino acids)
Molecular function (GO): carbon-sulfur lyase activity
Source: RefSeq, a predicted model, not a curated record
AUGUCGUCCGAGACCCAGGCACCAACGAAGACGUACCGCGGCAACUGCCAUUGCGGCGCCUUCGUCUAUGAGGCCGAGGUCCCCGAAAUCAAGAGCGCGAUGCAGUGUGGCUGUAGCAUCUGCUUCAAGAAAGGCUAUCUUCUCAUUUUCACGCCCGCUAGCACCGUGAAGAUCGUCAAGGGCAACUUGGAUGAUCUCACGACAUAUGAAUUUGGCAGCAAAAAGAUUUCUCACAUGUUCUGCCCCAAAUGCGGCGUCUCUGCGAUCGGGAAGGGAGACACUCCCAAUGGCACUUUGUUCAUUGUAUCCAAGGGAUGGAUACCCAUGCUCUGGAAAAGACCCCCUGGAGGUGAGAAGAUCGGACAAGAGCAUGUGGUGCCCGAAUACUCCGGCCCGGAACCGACCGCCGAGAUCGAGGGUUCGAGGAUGUACUACGGUAGCUGCCACUGCGGGGCUGUCACGUUCGCCUUGCGCAGCAAACCUAUCGACAAGAAUUAUGACGGGUUCGGGCCUGUCGCUCCAAUUGCGGAAUGCACCUGCAGUAUCUGUGAAAGGUACGGAGUGGUAUGGAUAUACCCCAAUAAAGACCAGCUUGUCAUUCAGGGGUGGGAUUCGAUCACCGAUUAUACCUUCAAUAGUGGAAUGGUGCUCAAGUCGUUCUGUAAGAAGUGCGGAGUUCUCAUCGCGAACAAAGUUAGGGACCUCACCCAGGAUGAGAUGGACAAACUGGACGAGGCGACCAGGGCCUUUGCGAAGGCGAACAACCUCUAUCCGGUAAAUAUCAGAGCGCUGGACAAUUUCACUCUCGAUGAGUUGGAUAUCAAGGUAGUCCCGGGUCACAAGCACGGCACACCCUACGUGAACCCUUAG